GAAGCUUUUACUUAUUAUCCAGUUAAUGUAAAAAUUAUCAAUGGAAAUCAAAUAGAUUAUUGUGAAAUUAUACCAGAUCAUUUAUUGUAUAAUGUUGGAAAAUUGCAAGAAAUUGAAUUGUACUUGCCUAGUGGAUUGGAUCAAUCAGAAAUCUCUCAAGCACUCACUGCCUCAUUAAACCGAUUUGUAACUAUGCUGAGAGAUCUUGCAGAGGUUUUUAAACUUUCACCAGAAAAUAUUCACAUAUUUUAUGAUAAUAAUUCAAACACAAUUGCGUUCAAUCGUGAUAGAAUAUUAUUUUUCAAUUUAAGAUUUUAUCUUGGAUUACAUGAUGAAGAAUGUAAAACUAAACCUACGACUAAUGCUAUGACUUAUUGGUACAUGAUGUUUUGUCAUGAAUUAUCACAUAAUUUUGUUAAAAAUCAUAAUUCUCAACAUGAAUAUUACUUUUUAGUACUUGCGGAAAUUUAUAUGUUAAGUCUUUUAGAAAUAGUGAAAAGGCGUGAAAUUUUUUGGUAAUAAAAUGGUUAAAAUGGUUGGUAUAUUAAGGUAAAAUAAGUCCCUAGUAUAAAAAAUUUUUUAUUCAACGCUCCAGAUAUUUAUAAGGUGUCCCGAAUAUCAUUGAAAACAUUCUUGAAUGAUGCUUUAGUCGAAGUUUAAGAAUUUAGUAGUAUAACAGAAAAUUUCAGUAAUAUUUUGAAUAAAUUUUGAGAAUAGUCCAAUUUUAUUUAGAUUGAAAAUGAUCCAGAAAUUAAAAUUGAUUUGUAAAGUAACCUGAUUAUAACA
Messenger RNA from Rhizophagus irregularis DAOM 181602=DAOM 197198, 786 nucleotides. Lineage: Eukaryota; Fungi; Glomeromycota; Glomeromycetes; Glomerales; Glomeraceae. The record is from RefSeq and is a predicted model, not a curated record.